Messenger RNA from Cyprinodon variegatus (sheepshead minnow), 1865 nucleotides. It is a transcript of the gene clpxb, whose product is annotated as caseinolytic mitochondrial matrix peptidase chaperone subunit. Lineage: Eukaryota; Metazoa; Chordata; Actinopteri; Cyprinodontiformes; Cyprinodontidae. The transcript has 11 exons. The coding region runs from base 16 to 1578 and encodes 520 amino acids. Gene Ontology annotation, biological process: protein catabolic process; proteolysis. The record is from RefSeq and is a predicted model, not a curated record. Gene Ontology annotation, cellular component: mitochondrial matrix. Gene Ontology annotation, molecular function: ATP binding; ATP hydrolysis activity.
AACCAUGUUUUAUAGAUGUUUGUUUUCUGCGCAGCAUCAACACGGUUUGUCAAAUGCGAGAAGUGUCAUCACUUUUUCGUGGUCUUAUCUGAAACGGACUCUAAAAAAGGGCUAAACAAAGAGCCGGAAUCGGCCGCCGAGGCAGUGAAGCUGGCGUUUGCACAGAAACCUCCUCCUCCUCCCAAGAAGAUUUAUGCCUAUCUGGAUAAGUAUGUUGUCGGCCAGUCGUAUGCGAAGAAGGUCUUGGCUGUGGCGGUGUACAAUCACUACAAGCGCAUCUACAACAACAUCCCUGCAGGGAGCCGACAGCAGGUGGAGGCGGAGAAACAGCCGUCUUUAACACCACGAGAGCUAGAGAUGAGAAGACGAGAGGAUGAAUACAGAUUCACAAAGCUGCUGCAGAUCGCAGGAAUCAGUCCUCAUGGAAACGCUCUUGGUGCGACCAUGCAGCAGCAGGCCAGCCAGCAGCCACCUCAGGAGAAGAGGGGAGGGGAGAUCCUGGACUCCACUCACACUGACAUCAAACUGGAGAAAAGCAACAUCAUACUCCUCGGUCCUACUGGUUCAGGGAAAACAUUGCUGGCGCAGACACUGGCUCGCUGUCUUGAUGUUCCUUUUGCGAUCUGCGACUGCACCACUCUCACCCAAGCUGGAUACGUGGGAGAGGACAUCGAGUCGGUUAUCGCCAAACUUCUGCAGGAUGCCAACUACUCAGUGGAGAAAGCACAACAAGGUAUCGUGUUCCUGGAUGAAGUGGAUAAGAUUGGCAGCGUGCCUGGAAUCCAUCAGCUGAGAGAUGUGGGCGGGGAGGGCGUUCAGCAGGGAUUGCUGAAACUCUUGGAGGGAACAAUCGUCAACGUUCCAGAGAAAAACUCUAGAAAACUAAGAGGUGAAACGGUUCAGGUCGACACAACCAACAUUCUGUUUGUUGCGUCGGGAGCUUUCAACGGCCUCGACAGGAUUAUAAGCCGAAGGAAGAAUGAAAAGUAUUUGGGAUUUGGAACGCCGUCUAACUUGGGGAAAGGGCGCCGAGCGGCCGCCGCAGCGGACCUGGCCAACAGCAGCGGCGAAACGGACGCCGUGGCGGAGAUCGAGGAGAAGGACCGGCUGCUGAAGCACGUGGAGGCGAGGGACCUGAUCGAGUUUGGAAUGAUCCCGGAGUUCGUCGGCCGUCUUCCCGUCGUGGUUCCUCUGCACAGCUUGGAUGAGGACACGCUGGUCCGAAUCCUGACCGAACCGCGGAACGCUGUGGUUCCUCAGUACCAGGCUCUGUUCAGCAUGGACAAAUGCGAGCUGAAUGUGACCCCGGAUGCCUUGAGAGCCAUCGCCAGAUUGGCCUUGGAGAGAAAAACCGGAGCUCGUGGCCUCAGAUCCAUCAUGGAGAAACUUCUUCUUGAGCCCAUGUUUGAGGUGCCUCACUCCGACAUCGCUGCCGUCGAACUGGACAAAGAUGUGGUUCAGGGAAAAUCGCAGCCCAGAUACAUCCGAGCCCCGGCCAAGGAAUCAUCAGAGGAGGAGUACGACUCCGGCAUGGAGGAGGAGAACUGGCCUCGGCAGGCUGACGCCGCCAACAACUGAACCACGUCUCUCAUUUCACCUGAAAUCAUUCGAUUCCCACAAACCCCCCCCCCUCCCUCUGGACACCGUGUUCGGUUCCAGCCCUUAUUUUUAUUACUUCACCUGACAAACGAAACCAUGGACGCUUCGUGAUGAAGAAGCUGAGAGAGAGUAACAACCUUUGGGUGUCUUUGUGUGGGAUAAUAAAUCUCUAGCGGUGCACCCAGUGUGGACCUUUUUAUCAUAUAUUUCAAUCUCUGGGGAUUGUUAACAUUUUAUCUAUAUAAAGAUAAGAUUUUAUUCAAAAA